Messenger RNA from Oppiella nova, 1213 nucleotides. Lineage: Eukaryota; Metazoa; Arthropoda; Arachnida; Sarcoptiformes; Oppiidae. The record is from the annotation of a GenBank genome assembly.
ACAGGUGGCACUACCCGUCCCACCACUGUCUGUGCCUACAAAACAACACAAUCAUUCACUCACUGAGUCUCACGACAAGACACCAACGAAGUCACACUUAAUUGAUUCACUUCUUGCACCACUCAUUGUCUGCUCAUUAUCUGUGAUUGUAUUGACAUCUGAGUGGCGAUGGGUUCAAAGAUGGCUCAGACGAGUUGGGAAAUGGCCAACAGUGUGGAGACCAUACAAUCCAUUGAUGAGAUCUACAAAUACAACCGCAAACAACAACAAGACAUCCUCACAGCCAAGCCAUGGGAGAAGGACCCGCACUAUUUCAAAGACAUACGCGUGAGUGCAUUGGCGCUGUUGAAGAUGGUAAUGCACGCCAGAAGUGGUGGCACUCUGGAGGUGAUGGGCCUGUUGUUGGGCAAAGUGGACGCCAACACAAUGAUAGCCAUGGAUUCGUUUGCACUGCCCGUGGAGGGCACUGAGACGCGAGUGAAUGCCCAGGCACAGGCGUAUGAAUAUAUGGCCGCUUACACCGAGUCGGCCAAACAGGUCGGCCGACUCGAGAACGUGAUCGGUUGGUAUCACUCCCACCCGGGCUAUGGGUGUUGGCUGUCGGGCAUCGAUGUGUCCACUCAGAUGCUUAACCAACAAUUUCAGGAGCCAUUCGUGGCUAUAGUGAUAGAUCCGGUGCGAACCAUAUCAGCCGGUAAAGUGAAUUUGGGUGCCUUUCGCACUUACCCUAAAGGCUAUAAACCUCCCGAUGAGGGCCCCUCUGAAUACCAAACGAUUCCUCUCAACAAAAUUGAAGACUUUGGCGUUCAUUGCAAACAAUACUACUCUCUGGACGUCUCGUACUUCAAGUCACUACUGGACCACCGAUUGCUCGACUCCUUGUGGGAUAAGUAUUGGGUUCACACACUUAGCUCUUCCAGUCUUCUCACGAACUCGGACUACACGACGGGUCAGAUAUUCGACUUGUCGGACAAACUGGAGUACUCGGAGUCCCAGUUAGGACGCGGAGGGUUUAUGCUUGGGUUGGAUCCGCACGAGAAGAGGACCGAAGACAAGCUGUCGAAGGCGGCCAAAGACAGCUGUAAGACCACUAUAGAAGCCAUUCACGGACUCAUGUCUCAGAUCGUUAAGGACACGCUCUUCAAUAAAGUGGUUCCUUAGCUCUACUCAACUCUCAUCGCUAUUUCUAUUUGUAUUUAUGACUCGAAUCCAC